AUGUCGCGCGUCCGCUUGCCACUCAAAUCUCGUCCAAUGGACAUCAUCUAUUUCAUAUUCUUCCUCAUACACAUACCUGCGACAAUCCUGAUUGACCUUCAAGUGCUUUAUCCUGCUGAAUUUGUUCCAAAGGCGAUCGCGGAGCUGCCAAAGUGGUAUCUUCAACAGUAUGCGGAUCCGAUUAUUGCGGGUGUAUUUGACUUGAAUGGCCCGCCUGCGUUGUGGGUGUGGUUGAAGAGCUUUAUGGUUCUUGAAGCUGUCUUCCAGCUUCCUGUGUUCUUUAUUGGACUUUAUGCACUCUGGACGGACUCUUUCGUCACCUACCCACUCUUCCUAAUCUACUCUGCCUCAGCAACAACGAGCACACUCCCCUGCAUCUCCACCCUCCUCCGUACACCCAUCUCCUCAACACCCGUCCCGCCUGUCUUACUCGAUCCUUCCAAUUUGACAAUUACACCAGAACAGAGGAUCAACCUGCUCGCGAGUUACUUGCCGUUCUUUGUGAUUCAGCUAGUGAUGUGUGUGGAUAUGUCCCUGCGCGUUGCUGGGUUUGUUGCGAUGGCGGAGAGGGGAAUGGAGCAGAGGGCGGGGAAAAGGGCAAAGAAAGAGAAGGCGCAGUGA
Molecule: messenger RNA, 621 nt
Organism: Fomitiporia mediterranea MF3/22
Lineage: Eukaryota; Fungi; Basidiomycota; Agaricomycetes; Hymenochaetales; Hymenochaetaceae
Exons: 5
Coding region: 1-621 (206 amino acids)
Cellular component (GO): endoplasmic reticulum
Source: RefSeq, a predicted model, not a curated record